CAAGUGAAACCCGUGAUUCCUUGCGCGUUGGAGUUCGCCCCAAGGUUUCUUGAUCGCCUGGCGCAGUUCACGGGCUAAGAAAGUGUGGCGGUGUCUGCCUAAUAUUCUUAUGAUAAUUCACGUAUAACCAUUGUCCCGAGCGAAACCGCAAUCAUGUCAACUGGACCGACACACAAGUAUCGUUACAAAAACUCAGGACUGGACUCACAAGAACUGCGGCGACGCAGGGAAGAAGAAGGAGUACAAUUACGUAAACAAAAACGCGAGCAACAAUUGUCAAAACGGCGCAACGUGCCAAAUAUUGUUGUUGACGAUGAAAGUAUUUCUACUACAGAUGAAUACUUGGUGCCUGCACCAGUACCGGUAAUUUCACCUACCCAACCACCAGCGAUUACUGAAGGGAUGGUGCUAGCACUAUAUAGUUCUAUCGAAGAGCAUCAGUUAACAGCUACACAAAAGUUCAGAAAAUUACUAUCGAAGGAGCCAAAUCCACCUAUAGAUGAAGUUAUACAGACAGGGAUUGUUCCAAGAUUUGUGGAAUUCUUAAAGAACACCUCAAACAACACAUUACAGUUUGAGGCAGCGUGGGCUCUGACAAACAUAGCAAGUGGUACAUCUCAACAAACGCGAAUGGUAAUAGAGGCAGGAGCUGUACCUACCUUUAUACAGUUAUUGAGUUCAGAGUUUGACGAGGUGCAAGAACAAGCUGUUUGGGCUCUAGGAAAUAUCGCGGGAGACAGUCCUGAAUGUAGAGAUCACGUAUUAGCCAACGGUAUCCUCAAUCCUCUUCUACAACUCCUUUCAAAAGCAACGCGCUUGUCCAUGACGCGUAACGCUGUAUGGGCACUGUCAAACCUAUGCCGUGGCAAAAAUCCAGCACCGGCAUUUUCAAAAGUUGCGCCAUGUUUGCCCGUUUUAUCACGAUUACUUCAUAAUCCUGAUUUUGACGUAUUAGCUGAUGCUUGUUGGGCACUUUCAUACUUGAGCGACGGACCUAACGAUAAAAUCCAGGCUGUCAUUGACGCAGGUGUUUGCAAACGUCUUGUUGAACUACUUAUGCAUGAACAGCACAAUGUAGUCAGUGCGGCAUUACGCGCAGUAGGUAAUAUCGUAACUGGUGAUGAUGUUCAGACACAAGUUGUGCUGAAUUGUCACGCAUUGCCAUGUCUAUUGCAUCUUUUAAAUUCACCUCGUGAAAGUGUUCGCAAGGAAGCCUGUUGGACAGUCUCUAACAUCACAGCAGGAAAUCCUCAGCAAAUUCAGGCUGUCAUCGACGCUAAUAUAUUCCCUGUCCUCAUUGAGAUUUUGGGUAAAGCUGAAUUUAAAACGCGUAAAGAAGCUGCAUGGGCGAUUACCAAUGCGACAAGUGGCGGCACACCGGAACAAGUGCGCUAUUUAGCAAUGCAGGGCUGCAUUCCGCCUCUGUGCGAUUUACUCACUGUGAUGGAUGUUAAGAUCGUGCAGGUUGCAUUGAACGGUUUAGAAAAUAUAUUAAGACUUGGAGAACAAGAUACUGGUAUGCAAAACCGUGUAAAUCCUUAUGCAGUUCUCAUUGAAGAGUGCUACGGCCUAGAUAAAAUAGAGUUUCUGCAGUCCCAUCAAAACAUGGACAUAUAUCAGAAAGCUUUUGAUAUAAUCGAGCAUUACUUUGGCUCCGAGGAAGAGGAGGCUAGAAUUGCACCGGCAGUCGAUUCGGAGGGACAGCAAUUCCAAUUCACAACACCCGACUCCUCCCAGUUACCUGUUCCAGGCUUCCAAUUCUAAUUAUACGACCUCUUUCGUUAUUCGACACAAGUCAACAAGGCAUGCCCACGAUUCUAUCAAAUUGCUUGCAGCUGACAGUUUUAGAGACACACGUGGCGCUCCGCGAACUGACGAUAAGAAAAAAAAAAUCGGCAAAGAAACAAUAAAAAGAAAAAAAAACGGUAGUUAAAAUACAUUCACUGCCUGAUAGACGUUUUCCACGUUUUAUCGAGGAUCCUUCAUCGACCGUGAUAACAUCAACAACGACCGAAAGUCAGCAUCUUUUUACGUUUGAAGAUUCAACAGUAAAGAAAAGAAAGAAAGAAAGAAAAGUACGCGCCUGUCAGUGGUUGGAACACUGUCCUCUUUUUUUUUUUUACAAUUUUAGCCAAACCAUAUAUUGUAUAAGUUACAAUAAUACAAUUAUACUUUUAGACCUGCAUCAAAUUGUAACGACGCUCUCACUUCGAAGCUUUGAAAACUAUAAUUUGUUUAUGGUCUCCCACGAGCUCAUACCUGCACUAAUAUAGUAUGAGGUAUUCAGUUUAUCAGAAAUGAAACGAGAUAUAAAAAAAAAGAAAAAAAUAACAAUAAACAACUUAGUGCUUAAGUAGAGAUGGUUAAGUACUAAACGAAAAAAAAAAAUUAUUAAUUAAUAACGAUGACAACACAUCGGGGCAGAUAGGAGCCUCGCUUGACGCUCGACUGACUCAGAAUUACGAAGGAUUUAAAAAGAAGCAAAUAUAACUUGCAGAAAAUGCAAGUAAAAAAAAUACUGAACGACUGAAGUACGCGACUACGUAGUCAAUACAGACAACUUUACGCAACGCGGUACUCAACUCCUUGCUACACUAGUUAGGUACAUGACCAAUUAAACUUUUUUACUGUAAAUACGUAUAACUUGUAAUUUUAAGGCCAUUCUAUACAGAAUGCCCUUAAGAGGCAGAAAAAAGCAGUCGUGGAAUACAUAGACUCGCGGAUAUAUUUGUUACGUAUUCAAAAUUUUCAUUAGUUUCUUUCCAUUUUUUUUCCCCUUCUUUAUUUUCAUCUCAUCCGUCUUUUUUGCUUUCUUGCGUAACACUUUCUACAUCGAAGCAAAAUCAUUUCCGUUUAGCUUGAAAUCGGUGGUUGAAAACGGUUUUGGAUAACUUGCGAAUUUAAUGAAACUUGGAAAUUCAAAAGACGCGUUCUGAUACUGAUUGAUUUAAGAUUCAUUGAUUACAAGUAAGUAGUAGGUAUUUUGCGCCUGAUGACCAGCAAUGUUGUUUCUUCCCCCCACCUUUUUUUUUUCUUAAAUAAUUUCUUAUAUUUUGCUUGGCCAAUUGUCGUAAAAUACUUACUCUGUCGCCACGAAAGAACCGAUUCAAUGUACAGUAUAUGAUUGAUGAUCAUUCUUAAUUGUGAAUCAUAUUAUAAUGGGAAAGAAAGUGUGUACACUAUUUAGAAGACGCGCAAUGUUCAGAAUUAUUAGCCAUGCGGAAUUAAAUUCUACUAUUAGGAAUUGCUGAUGUUACACAAUAUAUCAUUGUACAGCAGAUUAAAAUUUUGGACAUUCUGUAUGAAAGGUCUGUGACUGUA
Messenger RNA from Cephus cinctus (wheat stem sawfly), 3321 nucleotides. It is a transcript of the gene Kap-alpha1, whose product is annotated as importin subunit alpha-7. The record is from RefSeq and is a predicted model, not a curated record. Lineage: Eukaryota; Metazoa; Arthropoda; Insecta; Hymenoptera; Cephidae. Gene Ontology annotation, molecular function: nuclear import signal receptor activity; protein binding. Bases 154 to 1764 code for a protein of 536 amino acids. Gene Ontology annotation, biological process: NLS-bearing protein import into nucleus. Gene Ontology annotation, cellular component: cytoplasm; nucleus; nucleoplasm. The transcript is spliced from 8 exons.